Vombatus ursinus (common wombat) is the source of this 8670-nucleotide messenger RNA. RefSeq names its product ras homolog family member J (gene RHOJ). Bases 429 to 1076 code for a protein of 215 amino acids. The transcript has 5 exons. Gene Ontology annotation, molecular function: GTPase activity; GTP binding. Gene Ontology annotation, biological process: small GTPase-mediated signal transduction. The record is from RefSeq and is a predicted model, not a curated record. NCBI's taxonomy places the organism in Eukaryota, Metazoa, Chordata, Mammalia, Diprotodontia, Vombatidae.
AACUCCAUUUGAAAAAAAAAAAAUCCCGGCUUUCCUCCAUGUUAGAUGUGAAAUGGAAAAUGGGAAGGAUUUAGAAGAAAUCCCUGGUGUCUCCAGCCAAGUUGGAGAAAGGGAGGAAAGAGCGAAAGCUUCAGGCUGCUAUCUUUCAAGAUCGCAGUAAACACCCAGAUCUCUAGGAAAAUGAGGGUGUCUUGAUUCAAACGGACAGGGGAAAGACAAGCUAUUUUACUUUUCUUUCAAAGUGGACAUUCCCUUUCUUUACCAGCAUGGUAAAGUGAGAGGGCAAACAGCAGCAACCUGGAAAAUGUUAAGUCUGAGCCAAGAGUACCCAGCUAAGUGAGGGUAAACACAACCUGGGCGCUCACUCGGGUUUUUCUUCAUGCGCUCCUAGAAGAACUUGGGAGAAUCGGGAAUAGCCCCAGUUAAGAAUGAACUGCAAAGAGGAACGAGAGCAAAGUGGUUGCCCCAGCGAGGAGGAAGUGAAGAAACCACUAAAGUGUGUGGUGGUCGGAGAUGGUGCAGUGGGGAAAACCUGCUUACUGAUGAGUUACGCCAAUGACGCCUUCCCAGAGGAGUACGUGCCUACCGUGUUUGACCACUAUGCAGUUACUGUGACGGUGGGAGGCAAGCAGCACUUGCUUGGACUUUAUGACACAGCAGGACAGGAGGACUACAACCAACUGAGACCACUCUCCUACCCCAACACCGAUGUGUUUCUGAUCUGUUUUUCCGUUGUAAACCCAGCUUCUUAUCAUAAUGUCCAGGAAGAAUGGGUACCUGAACUGAAAGGCUGUAUGCCACAUGUCCCUUUCGUCCUCAUAGGAACACAGAUUGAUCUUCGUGAUGACCCCAAAACAUUGGCUCGGUUGUUCUACAUGAAAGAGAAACCCCUCACUUACGAGCACGGAGUGAAGCUUGCCAAGGCGAUUGGAGCACAGUGCUACUUGGAAUGCUCAGCCCUGACACAGAAAGGCCUUAAAACAGUCUUUGACGAAGCAAUACUCGCCAUUUUUCACCCCAAAAAGAAGAAGCAGCACUGUUCCAGGUGUUGCCACAGCUGCUGCACCAUUGCAUGAGGUUAUUUGAGAUACCAUUCCAAGAGCCAACAGGAAAGAAUGCCACUUCAUCUUGGGGCUCCCAUAUGCCCCUAGAGGGAGUACAUGACCAGAGCAAGAAUUUACUUCAAAGCAAGGUCUUCCUCCAGUCUGUGAGAUUUCACAUUACUCAGCCAAAUAUUCUUUUCUUCCUCAAGUCCCAUGCUCUAAAGAAAAAAUGCACUGAGCCAAUAUUACAGUCAGGACAGCUGUUGAUGAUGUUGAAAACAAAAUAAAAGGCAUCACACAUCUUUAUAUCUUCACCUCCAGUGAAUGUGAAGAUGUAGGGAAAUUCCUCCAGAUUCUGUAUCAGACCCUAGAGACAGAUUCAGUUACAGUUUGGCAGCUUUAAUAGAUGCCUUUAACAAUAUACACAAAUCCAAUACAAAUUUGUCAGUCAAAUUUUUUCCUUGAACUGCUAUCCUAUCCAUAUUUGUCUUACACAGAUUUGCAGUUUUUCAGGAAGCUUAUUCUGUCCUGAUUUAUCCCACUAAAUCAGCCUAUAUAGAGUCUGUUUCAUUAACAUUUUAUAGUCUCAAUGUUCACACCAAAGACUUCAGAAUCAACAUUUACCUCCAAUCUCACUUCUGAAUAUAAGAAGCCAAAGAAAACUUUGAGACUUUAUCAAAAUAUCUAGAUAGAGCCAUGCUUACCAAGGCUGACCAAAAGAGAAAGCCAUGGGAAUUUUUACAGACUUCAACCAGAAAAAAAAUCAUCCUUAUUUUUCCUGGAAGUCCUUAUACAUGAAUCAAGGUGUCAUGGGGUCUAUGGGUAGCCUGAUUAUCAGAGUGUUUACAGCCUAUUUGAUGAUGGAAUUUUAGAGCUAGGAGGAUUCCCAGAGAUCAUCUUCAUUUUACAGAAGAGGAAAAUGAUCUGAAAAGCUCAGAGCCUUGUCUGAAGUGAUUCAUGGAUCAGAGAGAUCUGCAUUUCUCACCCAAAUUGAAAGAAUGGGACAGUUCUAAGAAAUAUCUGGAUGUGGGCAGAAUGAGUCUUUUUGACUUCAUUCUCCCUUUCUGCCCACAGUGACGCCUCCUUUCCACUUGUCAAAACCUGCUCCCAAGAAAGAAUUUGAAAAUCUUCACCCUGAAGUGGAAAGGUCUGAUUUAAUGCAAUUAAAUUCAACAAACAUUUCUUAAGUACCUACAUAAAACCCUGUCAGAUAUUGUAUAUCCUUCCUGGGCUAUUAUACGGUAAUAGGCCGCAGAGCCAUAACUAGGACAGAGCAACCAUGACUUUGCUCUAAAUUGAGAUGGUGCAAAAAAUUUAACAAAUACACUCCUUAAGAAACAACUGAAUGUAGCAGCUAGUGCUCUAGAAUAAUUAUUUAAAAUAAAGAGUUACUAGAUAAAUAAUACCCAUCUGGGAACCCUUAUAGUGACUAGCUCCCCUUCCCACUCAAAGUGGUUUAUCUUAAAUAUUUCAUAUAAAUAUAUAUAUAUAUAUAUUCAUAUCAUGAAUUACAAAGAUAAUCUGAGGGCACAGUUUUAUGCUGCCUGCCCAAGCAUUAAAAUUACUACUUAUAUUUCUGUUAGGCAAAUACAUACUGAAGCUACAGGGUGAAAAAGCUCCCAUGGCAGAAUUUCAAACAUCCACUAGCAUGUAUAAGAGUUACUUGUUGGAUCAGCAAGAUGUUCUCAGCCAUCUGAAAUUAUGCCACAGGGUUAUCUAUCUGCUCUUCCCAUGUGGGAGUCGUUUCCCAAGACUGCUAAACAGAAAGCCUCAGAAAGUCUCUAAAGAUCAACCAUGUUUGACUGGAAGGAUUUUAUCACUUUCUACUAAUUGCUUAACUUGCAAUAGCUUGUCCUGGUUGUUGCACAGUGUAUCCUAUUCUAUGUCAGGAGCUUUCCUCAGUAUGGGUUACUUAGCAUGACAUACUGGUUCUUCCUUCUCCCUAUACUCAUCAUCAUGGAUAACUUUUUAGGAGAUGUCUCGGUACCAUAUUCAGGAAUUGUUUUUCACUCAAGUUACAGACUCAGAUAGAAAGCUUAUACCUAGGAGAAUGAAAAUUGACCAAUAAUACUGGGAAAUCAAAUUAAGUCUUAACCUUUUCUCUAAGACUCCUCCCUCGAACCAGUCUUUUUUUUUUCUUUUCACAAGAAAGCAAGUUACUGCUAUGCUUGUAAUUAGAAACAAUAAGAACUUAUUAAUUCAUUUUACAGAUACCCUGGAAAUGCCUAGGGAGUGUCUUUAUUUUAUUUAUUUUAUAUCUUACUUUCUCUUAAAAGUUCUGUUCCCAGGCAUAGAAUGGCAGUAUUUAUACUUCUGAACACUGCCAGGCCCAAAUGAUAUUAAAAGAAGAUCUGUCUAUGAGGCAACUACAGGAAGAGAGAGGCAGGCUUGGAAUAAAAUCAUAUGAGAAGCGCAGAAACAAACUGCAGGGGACAGGAUCAUUCAUUCCUUUGGAAUUUCCCUAGGAAGUUGGUCUAUCUUGAGCAUUACCCCCUGGAUAUGUAGGACAUACUUGAUACUGCCAUAUCCCUUCCAUGUCAUCCUUUCCCUCUUUCAUCCCUCCUUCCUUUCAUUUUUGUUUACUGUCCCUUCUUACCUGAUCCCUUCUCUAACAUAUUCUCAAACAUUUAUUAAACAAAAAUAGGAAAUCUGUAAGUGGCACACAGAUAGUGAGAGGAAAUCAAAUACUUUCAGUUUUUGCAACUAGAAAUCCUCAGGCUAUAAAAUAUGACUCCAUAGAGACCACCAAUUUCAUCUUGUUCAUGCAGUAAUAAUCAUUCAGCAAGGUUACAAAUGAGAUACCAUCGGCCAGUUUUGCUAUGAUAUUGCACACUCGCUUCUUGCUAAAUGGAGUCUAGUUAACAUUUGCUAGUGCGAUUCCAAAAGGGAGUGACAUUCAGUAGCUACACUGAAGAAAGUUUUCAGGAUUUAUACAUAGCCCUGCCAUGCUUCUCUCUGGGUUUGCACCCACCUGCUGGGCAAUAAGGAUUAACUUGCUUGUUGUGUAAAUGUUUCUUCAUUUACUCUUUUGAACCCUGGGAAUGAAAUUUAGGGCUCUAGGAUUUGGAGCUGAAAGGUACCUCAGAGUCACCUGGUUCAUAAGACCAAACUCUUCGUUUUACAGAGGAGGAAAAUGAGGCCAAGAUAAGGGAAGGCUCAAGCUGAUAGGGGUUGUAAGUAGAAGGGCCAGGAUUUAAACCAAGAUCUGCUCAUUCUAAAUCUUUUAAACCACACUGCCUCUUGUUAAAUCCAAAGAAGGAAUAAAAAGGUCUAUAUGACCUAAUCCCCCCACCUCAAAUCAAGUUGAAUUGAAAAUGCUUAUAUAAACUAAUCCCCCCACCUCAAAUCAAUCACUUGUUCCCUAAUUAAUGGCAGAAUUGGGUUCAUUGUGCUUUAUUGCACAUGUAUGCGUAAAGACCAUCUCUAAUUCAACUAUCUCAUUCUACAAAUAAGGAAACUGAGGCCUAGCAUGGUUAGGUGACUUUGCCAAGUUCACACAGCUAAUGAGUGGCAGAACUAGAUCCCCUGACUCCCAAACUAAUGGCAAAUAUUAGUAUAUAGCUCAAACACACUGGCUUACAAAAUUGACUGAAUGAAUGAAUAGAUGGAUGAAUAAGUAAUUUAAAAACUUCACUAGGUAUGGGUAUCAAAGUUUGACCAACCUGAGAAUGGUGGCUUUUGAAUGUAUUGGGGAAAAUCUAUUUGCAUGAACAUCCUUUCUUGUUAAAUUGGCUGACUGGACAAACCUUAUGAAAAAUGUAUAUCAAAGUGUGAAAUUUCCAGGGAGGGUAAUAAUUAGAUGUACCUGGGAAACACUAACAAGGUCCAGAAACGAAAUGAAAGUAUGAGCUAUGUCUAGUGGCAGUUCCAUCUUUAGCUGUUUGCCCAGUCUUAUUUGGGGGAAAUUUCUUUCAGAAAUCUGCCAAGGAGAUUCUUGCUCACUUGUGAAUAACUAGGACAUAAGUGUGCUCUAGCAUUCUAGUUUUAAAAUCUCACUGCAGCAAAUCACAAUGAAACUUGAAUGGAUAAUUCUAGUCUCUUCUUUUUUGUUCUCUCAAAGAAGCAGUUAUGUCAAAACUAGACCUUUUUUUUUCCUUUUAAUCAGGUUCUACUCUGGCAAGUCUGUACUGUAUGAUUUUGAUUUUGAUGGUGACUCAAGGCAGAGUUAAUGCUCAAGCUGGAGCCAUUUAGUUUUAUUUUUAGCCACAGUUUUCUCAACCGUUCUUGCAUGGGAGAUCAGUGCUGUGCUGAGCAGAGGUCAGAGAAGUAACUGCCUAGGAAAUUGCUUAUAUGGGACAUGUUAUUAACAUGUGGUGUUAUAACAUGUGGUGUUAUCAGAGAAAGAGUGGCUGAGCACCAGGUCUAAGGGUCAACGCCUUGUCAAACUGCCAUAUGCCUUGAGUCUCUCAGUCUCUAAAUGAUUCAUUUGAUAGGAAGAGAAUUCUCUCAGAGCAGGAACUAUUAGUUUACUGAAGCUUUGCAAAAAAAUAUAUAUAUAGAUGAUAGAUAGAUAGAUAGAUAGAUAGAUAGAUAGAUAGAUAGAUAGAUAGAUAGAUAGAUAGAUAGGUAAACUUACAGUUAAAGGACCCUUCGAGCCAUCUAGUCCAACACCUUCAAUUUACAGAUGAGGAAAUUGAGGCCCAGAUAUAUUAAAGGACUUGCUCAAAUUCACACAGGCAGAAAGAGACUGAGACAGGAUUUAAACUCAGGUCCUCUGAUUAUUUUCCGUUUUACUAGCCAACCAGUUCUCAUCAUCAAAGGUGGAUUUAACCAGCUAGAUUUUCCCUCCAAUGGAGAUUACUUACUUCAAGAUCUAUAGUUUAAUCAAUGUAGAUAUUCUCUCCAUCACUGAAAAUAUGUAAUGUUACUGGGCAUAUACUCAGAGCAUUUCCAGUCUGUACUUUGCUAACACAGCCUUUAAGGGCCCACGAUUACCUACAUCCCACAACAAGGGAUCAAAGGAGAUUAAUUGCCUGGGGAGAAAAACUAAAGAAUUUGGCAUUCUUUUGGUCAACCUAAGAAUGGUGGCUUUUGAAUGCAUUGGAACAAAUGCACACUAGGGCAAUUGAAUGCAUUGGCACAAUGUUUAUUCAUUCUGGGAUUAGAUAGUCAAGGAGUAGCUUGUUUUAUUACAACAAUAUUUCCUCCACAAGAUUACACCAGCGUGAGUGAAUUCAUACGCUUUCUAGGCCUUAGUUUUCUCAUAUGUAAGAUGAGGCUGUUAGACUAGAUGACCUCUAUGUUCCCUUACAGUUCUAAAUUUAUGAUCCCAUGACCUGCCUCCCUUCUGGAGUAUCAUGUGUUCUUUUUUCUCAGAAAGUCCUAAGUAUGAGCCAACCUAAAGAUUCCAUCCUUCUUUUCAUUGCCAAAUUAGUUAGUAAAAAGACAGUUACAUGACAUGGAAAUGUCACUGUAUAUACUCUAAGUGAGGCUCAGUCAAUGACAUCUUAAAAAUAUUCCCUAGGCUGAUACUCAAAUUAACUACAUAAGCCAGCCAAUUUAAAAGGCUGCUGCUCUCCUUUAUUUUAUUUGUCCCUUGGGGUUCUUCUAAGCUCACUUCCCAUCUAACAGUGGUAAGUGAAUGACCAAGCCCCUCAUGGACCAUUACACCAAAUAAGGGAAAAGUAGAAUCUGUUUUGACAGAAGGCAAGUCUGAAGAAACAUAGGUCAGAGAUGCCACUGAAUUUCUCUGAUGUUUAAAAGGAAAGAAAAAACAAAUACUUCCCAUCCAAAAUACAGUAAGUUCUUUUCACAGGGAUCUGAAAAAUAAUGAGUCUGCUGCCGGUCUUAUAGGGAACCUUGAUAAAACUCAGAUGUGGAAACCAAACAAAUCAAGGGUAAAAGAAGCUGAAUAAAAUUAUUCACCUCAUGGCUCAAGAGAGGCUACAUUCCAGGAUGACAAGAUAAUGACCUAGUCUUGAGCAUGACAUCUCCUGAACAAUGCAUUACAGGUAUUUUCUGCCUGAAGGAACUCCAAUUCUAGAGUUUCUUGACAGUUUAUUCAUUCAUUCAACAAAUAAUUUUUUUGAAGUAUGACUGGGUACUAGUCAGAUGCUCCAAUACAUGGCAUCUUGCCCUCUGAUUAAAACACUUUUGUCAGUAAGGAACAUACGGAGAGCAAAACAUAGUCACCUAUCUCAGGAGUAAUCUACAGUGGUCAUAAUUCUUUCCAUGUGCUCCAAAGAGCUCUAGAAAUUUUUCUUGAUCAUUAGUGGUCAGGAUCUUAGUAUCUCUACAUCUAAGCUAGAGCCUCAGCUACCCUGAUUCAUAUGGCAGGUCAUUCACUGGGGCCCCAUACAUUCUCUGAAGACCCUAUUACCUCUUACAAAGGUUUCCAUUAUAUUUACUCUCCAAGUAGUAACACUAGUCCAGACACCAUUUGGUUUUAAUGACUGUAACCCAGGGUAUUAUGGUGACAUGCAGCAUGAAUUCCUGUGCUCUCUAAGCUACAGGUCCAGAAAAAAAUUAAAACAGCUUCUUAGAGAAGCCCUAAGCAUUCUUCCAUAAGGUGGCUUUUUAUUUUCAAUCAAUAAACAUUAAGCACCUACUACUUUUACAACCUAAAGUUCAGAUCCUGCCUAUGGAAAGAUUGCAAACUUCUUUGAAAAUUUCCGGCAAGUCACAUUAGCAUAGUGUAAGGAGUGUUGAUCAUGGAAUCCAGAGGACCUGAAUUUUAAAUCCCACUUUGGACCCUGACUAGUUGUAUAGCCCUGGAUAAGUCAUUUAACCUCCUUGAGCCUCAGUAUCCUCAACAUGUAAAAAGGGAAUAAUAAUAGCACCUCCAGGGUUACUGUGAGAUUCAGAUAUGGGAAGCAUUUUGCGAACACCAAAGCACUAUAUAAAUAUCAAAUAUCAUUUUAAAAUCCAAAAUGAACCUUCACCCAAGGUUGAUUUUAAUGGGACAAAUUAAUCACAAUCAUAGGUACAUAGGUACUAGGAAACUAUCAUGAAUCUCAUAGCAGUUUCCUAAAUGUAAGUGUAUCUAUUUGUCUCCCAGCUUUCACCAUAUAUUCUCUCAGUGUACUUAACCCAACUACUUCUUUUCCUUAUGCACAAAAUGAAAAAUAUUUGUUUUCCUUUCAGGACAAAUGAACAAUGAGAAGGAAAAAAGAUUGAGGGGGACAGAUUUGGCGUGUGAUAUCACAGACCACCCUAUAUGACUACUCUACAGGCUUUAUUUCCAAGUCCCUUACUUGCCUUUCCAUUCAAAAUGACAUCACAGUUUGAGAUAUCUAGUGAGAUCCACCAGUCAAAUGAACAUUUUCCCACUGAAUUAUGCACAUCAAUGUCUGAUAACCAAAGUCUAAGCCCUGAAUUUGUCACAGUUAUUCUCACUUCCAUAAUUCCCAUCCAGCAAACAGGCCAGGGUCAUGUGAUAAAUUCACCCUUGUGGCAAGGGGUGUUUAACUUCAUAAGCCUCUGUCCUGGAGCUCUGAUUUAAAAUUGACUAUGCUGGAAUCUGCAUUGGGAUAUGUCCAAAAGCAAAUGAUCUAUUUGUUUAAAUGGGGAAACACCUUGUUGCUGGCUUCUUGAUUGGGCCUAAAAGUGAUCAAAAUUUCAUAUUUUAAAACAUUCCACAAAAUAUAGGUAUGCUUAUUCAUUUUUAGUGGAGUUGGGAAUUAGUACA